This is a messenger RNA of Gastrolobium bilobum, 924 nucleotides long. RefSeq lists its product as uncharacterized. NCBI's taxonomy places the organism in Eukaryota, Viridiplantae, Streptophyta, Magnoliopsida, Fabales, Fabaceae. Bases 1 to 924 code for a protein of 307 amino acids. The transcript has a single exon. The record is from RefSeq and is a predicted model, not a curated record.
AUGGGAGAGUAUGGUUACACUUAUCAGGGUUACUCCACCUUCAAUACUGUGAGAGGUGAAACCCGAAGGCCUGUUAUAAAGCCAUUUGUUCCAUCCAUUCCCAACACCAACAAUAACUCUGAGGGAAAUGUUACCAAAAAAAUAAUAGUCCCAGUUGGUAGCAGCAGGCCUUAUGGUGAUGAUGAUUACAACAAACAUAGCCCUCAAACAGAGGCUUAUCCCAUUAGGAAUGAUAACUAUGCUGGUUAUUAUAAUGGUACUAAUGGCUAUGGUGACUAUGGUAGCAACAAAGAAGGGCGCAACCCCAUUGGAGGUACCAUUAGGAAUGACAACCAUGAUGGUUAUUAUAAUGGUACUAAUGAUGGCUAUGGUGACUAUGGUAACUAUGGCAACAAAGAAGGGCGCAAGCCUAUUGGAAGUACCAUUAGGAAUGACAACUAUGGUGGUUAUAAUGGUCCUAAUGGCUAUGGUGAGUACAACAACAAAGAAGGACGCAAGCCGUUUGGAAGUACCCUUAGGAAUGAAAACUAUGGUGACAAUGACUAUGGUGACUACAACUACAAAGAAGUGCAAAGGCCAAAAUAUAGUUCAGGUUGGACAGCAGCACCAAGAAAAGGGACCCAACUAAGUGAGCCAACACAUGAUAUUGGGAAGACCAUUGAAUUGUUGAAGAAAGCGGCAAAGGAGACCUCUAAUAAUAAUAAUAAUGAGCAUAGCAACAAGGGAGGGCACAAAGCUACAGGUAAUGUUUCUUGGCUUGGUGAGUCAACAAACAAAGUUGAAAAGGGCAUGGAGCUUGUGAAGGAAGCUGAAAGGCUCAAAAACAUUGUAACUGGUCCUCCUCUUCGUUAUGCUGAUUACAGGGAUGCUUCGAUCAUAGACCCUAGGAACGCUGAAAAGAUUUUUAAAGGCAAGAAGGUUUGA